Acaulospora morrowiae is the source of this 462-nucleotide messenger RNA. NCBI's taxonomy places the organism in Eukaryota, Fungi, Glomeromycota, Glomeromycetes, Diversisporales, Acaulosporaceae. The record is from the annotation of a GenBank genome assembly.
AUGGCCAGAACUUCUCAGCAGGUCCCUAGAAGAUCAAAACGUAGGUUGGCAACAGUCAAGAAAGUCACUAGACGUAGUGACGCAUCCUCAAGUUCCAAUACUCCAAGGACUAGACCUGGUGACCCCAUAAGGCCUAGUAAACCGCGAAGAUAUAGACCAGGAACAGUAGCUUUACGUGAAAUUCGACAAUAUCAAAAAACCACUCAUCUUUUAUUAAGAAAGCUACCAUUUUCACGAGUGGUUCGAGAAAUUGCGCUUGAAGUUCUGGGACCUAACUCAGAAAUAGGAUAUAGAUGGCAAUCCACUGCAAUCCUAGCGCUUCAAGAAGCCGCGGAAGCAUAUCUCGUUCACUUAUUUGAGGAUGCAAAUUUAUGUGCAAUUCAUGCAAAACGAGUUACUAUAAUGCAAAAAGACAUCCAACUUGCUCGUAGAAUUCGUGGUGUUUGGGGAGGUCUCGGUUAA